This is a messenger RNA of Aspergillus fijiensis CBS 313.89, 1010 nucleotides long. RefSeq names its product glutathione S-transferase family protein. The record is from RefSeq and is a predicted model, not a curated record. Gene Ontology annotation, cellular component: cytoplasm. The transcript has 5 exons. Lineage: Eukaryota; Fungi; Ascomycota; Eurotiomycetes; Eurotiales; Aspergillaceae. The coding region runs from base 150 to 938 and encodes 262 amino acids.
UUUUGCCAUCUUGCGUUAUGUUCCUUCGAUCUUUCUGGCAGACGAGUCCUUGUUUGUGGAAUAGCCUGACGUGCCGAACUCAAUCGGCAAUUGCACACGCUCCAUCAGCAUAUCUCCGUUCUAACGCCGGCCGCCUACAGACGCGAACCAUGUCUACCCAGAACCAACCACAGAAGUCGUACCACACCAAAGCUACCGGGCUCGCAGCCAAGACUGUUGCCGAUCACUCCGAAGACAACGAUCUGAAGCUGUUUGGUAGUUGCUUUUGUCCAUUUGUCCAGCGCGUGUGGAUCGCUCUGCAAUUCAAGGGCAGUCCGUACCAGUAUAUCGAAGUCGACCCUUACAAGAAGCCCCAAUCCCUGCUUGAGGUCAACCCUAGGGGCCUGGUUCCUGCCUUGCGCCACGGGGACUGGAGUUCGCAUGAGAGCACCGUGUUGCUCGAAUACUUGGAAGACUUGAACGCCGGCCCUCCGCUCCUGCCUCCAGGGGACCCAAAAUUGCGAGCGCAUUGUCGACUGUGGGCUGAUUAUGUAAAUCGCCACAUUGUGCCCACGUUCUACCGCAUUCUCCAAGAACAGGAUCAGGAGAAACAGAUAUCGCAUGCAGAAGAACUCCGUGACUCGUUCAACACUCUGGUUGGCGCGGCUCAUCCCGAAGGGCCGUUCUUUCUGGGCGACAAACUUUCCUUUGUCGACGUACAGGUUGCGCCUUGGAUCAUCCGGCUCCGACGGGUGCUGAAGCCGUAUCGCGGCUGGCCAGACCCGGAAGCUGGUAGCAGAUGGGGUGCGUGGGUAGACGCGAUCGAGAACGACCCCCACGUUGCGGGGACCACAAGCGAUGAUGGGCUUUAUCUGGAUAGCUAUGAGCGGUACGCGGAAAACCGGCCCAACACAUCGCAGUUGGCCAACGCGAUAAAUUCUGGGCGAGGGCUACCGUAGCGUGCGGUGGAUCUCUUCGAAGUCUAAUCGAGCGAAUAAAUAUCUUUGUGCCUGGGGCGUCGCGGCGCUGGC